Ornithodoros turicata is the source of this 1367-nucleotide messenger RNA. RefSeq lists its product as uncharacterized. Gene Ontology annotation, cellular component: cytosol. The transcript is spliced from 6 exons. NCBI's taxonomy places the organism in Eukaryota, Metazoa, Arthropoda, Arachnida, Ixodida, Argasidae. Gene Ontology annotation, molecular function: 8-oxo-7,8-dihydrodeoxyguanosine triphosphate pyrophosphatase activity. The record is from RefSeq and is a predicted model, not a curated record. Gene Ontology annotation, biological process: dGTP catabolic process. The coding region runs from base 115 to 1308 and encodes 397 amino acids.
ACGCUGGCGACGCCUCGCAGUGGCUACGCGAAGCUGGCGCUCGCUCGACGGCGACAUCGACUGGGAAGAACGAUAGAACCAUCCAUAGAACCCAAUAUCUGCCAAUAUGACCAAAUGACGAAUAUGGAUGACAACUCGCAAUCUUCUCCUGCACAGUCCCUUCAAAGUCAGCCACCCGCAGUUUCCGCUACUACGUCUUGUUGCAAAUACGGUGCGAAGACAGCUUGCGUCGCUGCUGACUGUACCAAUACCCGUUACGAGAACAAAUAUAACCUACGUUUCUUCCGUUUGCCGGCGGAUGACAAGCGCCGAAACCAAUGGCUGACCAAUUGUGGCCGACCUGACUUGAUGAACCAGCCAGCUAAGUACCUCGUCAAUAGGACAAUAUGCCAACUUCAUUUCCUGGACUCACAGUUCAUGAAUGCCCAGGACCGCACAAGGCUAACCUGGAAUGCCUUACCCACCCUCUUCGGAAAUGCAGUCAGGAAACCCGAAGAAGUGGUCAAUGCCAGCAUCAAGAAAGAGAGCGUCACUAAGAAGCUAAAACCCUCGCUGCCAGAGAACCAGGACCAUGCUUACAUUGAAGCUGCCCCUGAUUACCGCAAGUACAUGAUCAUGUGCUCUGACUUGUUGCGAGAUGUUAACGAGAAGGCAAAAAAGCUGGAAGCCUUGGAAGAAGUGGAAGCAGUAACCAUGGAUGCCAUCAUGCGCCAGGCACGAACACUUCCACCAGAGAGAGUGGCUACUCUUAUCGGCUCCUUGAUUGCCACACUGAGCCAUACCAAGUGUACCCUGCAAUCUGAUACAUCUGACCUCGGCAAGCUGGUGAAAGAGAAGCUGGUGGAACUUCAGCAAGAAUACACUGACGCCAGUGAACGACCACAAGUGCACACGGAGGUCCUACUCCGGAGCCCAGCGCACCCGGACAGCGUACUGCUCGGAAUGCGGACAGGGGCUGCCUUUGGGAAAGGGCUCUACCAGCUGCCCGGAGAUUAUGUUCGCUUUGGAGAAACCUGGGAAGCAGCAGCAACUAGAGCCGUGCUCGAAGAGACAGGUUACCAGAUAGAAGAACCUGAGGUCUGUGCCGUUGUUGAGACUGUACGUGUCGAGCACAAGUUCCAUUGUAUCAGCAUCUUCAUGACGGCUGCUGUCAUCAACCAUUCUGUAGAACCAAAAUCUAAUGACGAACGUUUGCGCACAGGAUGGCAGUGGUGCAAGCGAGACACAUUACCUAGCGACGACCUUCUCUUCUGGACACUUCAGGAUCUUCGUCGAAAGAAUUUAAUAAACUUUGAUAAGCCUGCAUAGCAAUGCUUGUAUUGUAGACGUGCACUAUUGUAAUAAAUGUGACAUUUCUAGGUACUCUA